AUGGAGCCACGUUUACCUUCUGGCCGCUGGGCCACGGCGGCCAUGCUUCUGCUGCUGCUGGCGCUCAGUGGCUCGAUCGUCGAAGCUCGCCCGAUGGGCGCCAACAUGACGGGUCGUGCCUUCAUUCCUUUUCGCGUUGGCAGGGUCACACCGCAAGGCUGGCUCUUGAAGCAACUCGAGCUUCAAGCUGAGGGACUGGGCGGCCAUCUGGCCCACUUUUGGGAUGAUGUCAUGAAUUCAGUUUGGAUCGGGGGUGAUGCCGAUGGCGGCCUUCACGAGCGAGUGCCCUACUGGCUUAAUGGCAUGGUGCCACUUGCCUUUCUGCUCAAGAAUGCCAACUCCCCGUUUGCCUACCAUGGUAUCAAGGAUGUCCAUCAACCAGAUGACCAGCUUUGCCAGGCCAACGUCGACAUGCAGAAUCACGAUAUUACCAACUUUCCCGUCCAAAGACCCGAAGACUGCCGCCAGUCUUGCCUGAACAAUACUGCUUGCGUCGCCAUUGUCCUCAACAACUGCACCAACCCCCCAACCUGCUGGCUCAAGUCUGGCAUUGGCCGUGCUGACGAAACGACCUGCCGAUGCUUUGGCGUUGUCAAGCCCUUCACUGCUGAGGAAGGCAUCAUGAAUCAAACGGAGCGCUUUAUCAACCAUAUUCUAAAUGCGCAAGCUGCCAGCGGCUGGCUCGGCCCGGAUGAUAUGCCAACAAGCGGUGACAUGUACUGGGGCAACUUCCCCGUCCUGCUCUCUUUGGCCAUGUACGCUGAAGGCAACCCCACCAUGGAGGAGACCAUUGCAACUGCCAUGCUCAAAUUCUUUCAAGAAGCCAACCGCCGCAUGUCCAACGUUCCCAUGAGCGAUUGGUCUCAAGCCCGCGGCAUGGACUUUGCUUUGGCCGUACAAUGGGUUUUAGAAAACGCUCCUAAUGGUCAGGAAGCCUUUUUGCAAGACUUUCUUGCUACCGUUCAGAACCAGACUUUGGACUGGGAAACCUGGUUUCAAGACUUUACCACCGGGGCCUCGCCACAUGGUGUCAACAACGCUCAAGCGCUCAAAUCAUCUGGAGUCUGGUAUCUGUCCACAGGCGACCCCAGCUUCACCGAAUCCUCAAAGGACCGCAUGCGAAACAUGGAUGAUUUCUAUGGCAUGGCUUCUGGCAUGUUUUGUGCCGAUGAAAUCCUGUGCGAGGCAAACGAACGCAAAAUGCCCUCGCGUGGGACCGAGCUCUGCGCUGUCGUUGAGGCCAUGUUCUCCUACAACACCUUGUUCAGUGUUCACGGUGAUGUGGCUUUUGCUGAUCGUGCCGAGCGUAUUGCCUACAAUGCUCUACCCGCCACCUUUGCAUCGCCCCGUGGUGGUGAUAUGUGGUCCCACCAGUAUCUGCAGGGCCUGAAUGAGAUCAAUGCCCAGGUAUCGGAUGACCAUGUUUGGACGCAUGACGGUGGAGAUGCGCAGCUUUACGGUCUUGCUCCAAACUAUGGUUGCUGCACCGCCAACUUUGGACAAGGUUGGCCGAAGUUUGCCAACAUGUUGCUGUACGAGCGCAACGAUGGCUCGGUCGCGGUUGGCGCCUACGGCCCCGUGGCCGGCACCUCGACCAAUGGCGUUUUUGUCAACAUGACGACCGAAUAUCCCUAUGGCGAUACGGUAUCCAUUGCGGUGCACACAAAUUACUCGACCACCCUGCACCUACGCAUUCCCACUUGGGCCCACACCGCCCAAGUGGAGAUUGACGGCUCUGCCGUCUCCAACAUCACAGCUGGUAUCAUGAACCCGGUGGCCAUUCCGGCCGGCAAGCACACGGUUCUGGUCAACCUCAAGCCCGAAAUUCGCCUCGAGCAUUGGUACUCGGAAGAGACGGUGAGCGUGCAUCGUGGUGCACUCAUGUACAGCCUGCCGAUCCAAGGCAGCUACACAACUCUGGUGGAAUAUGCCUACGAGUCGAACGAUUAUCAAGUCUUGCCCACGAGCGAGUGGCGCUACGCCCUGGACUUGGAUUUUGACAACAUAACGAGCAAUUUUGAGUUCAGCAACCCUGGGCUCGGCAAGGACUUGGUUGCAUUCAACCACACGGCCUGGGGCGCCACCAUUGCCACCAAGGGUCGUGUCGUGCCCAACUGGGAGAUUGCUCACAAUGCGGCAGCGGCGCCUCCUGCCUCGCCCGUUUGCGAUGACGUUCAAUGCCAGCCAACUCAGAGCAUUACAUUGGUGCCAUAUGGCGGAACGGAUUUGCGCAUUUCCGAGUUUCCUUGGGCGUAA
This is a messenger RNA of Monosiga brevicollis MX1, 2256 nucleotides long. RefSeq lists its product as uncharacterized. The transcript is spliced from 17 exons. NCBI's taxonomy places the organism in Eukaryota, Choanoflagellata, Craspedida, Salpingoecidae. Bases 1 to 2256 code for a protein of 751 amino acids. The record is from RefSeq and is a predicted model, not a curated record.